Molecule: messenger RNA, 535 nt
Organism: Mytilus californianus (California mussel)
Lineage: Eukaryota; Metazoa; Mollusca; Bivalvia; Mytilida; Mytilidae
Exons: 3
Coding region: 8-535 (175 amino acids)
Source: RefSeq, a predicted model, not a curated record
GUAUCAAAUGAAAGGUGAAGGACUGGUGAUCCUUGUAGAAUACCUUGUGAAAGGUGAAGGACUGGUGAUCCUUGUAGAAUACCAAAUGAAAGGUGAAGGACUGGUGAUCCUUGUAGAAUACCUUGUGAAAGGUGAAGGACUGGUGAUCCUUGUAGAAUACCUUGUGAAAGGUGAAGGACUGGUGAUCCUUGUAGAAUACCUUGUGAAAGGUGAAGGACUGGUGAUCCUUGUAGAAUACCAAAUGAAAGGUGAAGGACUGGUGAUCCUUGUAGAAUACCAAGUGAAAGGUGAAGGACUGGUGAUCCUUGUAGAAUACCUUGUGAAAGGUGAUGGACUGGUGAUUCUUGUAGAAUACCUUAUGAAAGGUGAAGGACUGGUGAUCCUUGUAGAAUACAUUGUGAAAGAAUACCAAGUGAAAGGUGAAGGACUGGUGAUCCUUGUAGAAUACCUUGUGAAAGGUGAAGGACUGGUGAUCCUUGUAGAAUACCAAAUGAAAGAUGAAGGACUGGUGAUCCUUGUAGAAUACCUUAUGUAA